AUGGACAAUUUCGACACUCCAGAACAAAUCGCUGCUUCUCUGCAACAGAUGCAGCAGCAGACUAUUGCAGCACAGCAGCUUGCAGCACAGCAGCUUGCAGCACAGCAGCUGGCUGCUCAGCAUACUGCACAGCAUCAACCACUUGCCCCAAUCGGUGAGAGGAAUUUACCGCAUAACAUCCCUGCUACGCGCUCUGCUAUUGCUCCACCGCCAUGUCAAAGGGCGGAUUUUGAGAUCAAACCAGGCAUGAUUAAUCUAGUGCAGAGGAAGAUGUUCCAUGGACUGUCAGCUGAGAUACCAAUGGAACACACCGAAGCUUUCGAAGAGAUUUGCAGCUUCACUCGUGCAAACGGCGUUCCACCCGACUUCAUCAAAUGCAUGCUAUUUCCAUUCUCUCUAGCGGAUAAGGCUUCACGAUGGCUUAAGUCGUUACCUACAGGUUCCCUAACUACUUUGGAGCAGCCCGCUAACAAACCAUUUAAUGAAGCGUGGGAACGGUUUAAUGAUACCCUCAGAGAGUGUCCUCAUCACGGAUUUGACGAUGACCAUGUCCUAGGAAUCUUCUACGAUGGUGUGGAUUGGGAGUUCCGCAAUGCUCUAAACGCAGCGAGCAAUGGAGACUUCAUGACCCAAACCACUGAAGGUGCUCACGCGCUAAUAGAGAACAUGGCAGCUAGCUCAUCCAACAAAAACGAGGAAACUGGCCGGUCCAAGAAGGUGAAUAGCAUGGACACUAGGAAAAUCGAUGACCUCGCCGCAAAGGUUGAUCUGGAACCAGGUACUGCUGAUGCUACAGAAGAGACCAAGACAUCAGAAGAAAAUCAGCAAGAGGUCAGUUACAUCAACGGUCAGGGUUGGCAGUUCAAGAAUUACCAUCCAAACCCUAAUGUGAGAAACAACCCGCAUAUGUUCUCAUACAAGACCAAUCCAGACAACCCCAACCAAGCUCAGAAUCAUUUUCAGAACAAGCAGAACAAUCCGCAUGCUGCUCCAGCAACUGCGAGCGGUCCGCCAGAUGAACUGAAGGGAAUGAUGCAACAACUUUUGCAGGGUCAGCAGAUUCAAAGAAAAGCUCUGAAGCAGGUUACAACCGAGAUCAACACUCAGAUGGACAACAUGUUCAUGGAAUUAAAUUCCAAAUAUGAUGUUGUAGCAAGCCACAUAAGGCAGAUGGAUGUUCAGAUUGUUCAAACUGCUGAAACAAUAAAAAGGCAACAGGGAACACUCCCAGGGAAAAAAGACAAGAAUCCCAAGGAGUGUAACGCAGUCGACCUGAGAAGUGGAAGACAUCUCCCAGAUCAUGUCUCCAAGAAGCUCACUGCUCAAGAGAAGGAAAAACAUAAAGAGGGAGAACAACCUCCACUUGAGGAUGUCCACGACGACGAACAAGAACUGGAACAGCCAACUGUCAUAGAACCUGUAGCUCUCACGACGCAAGAUCAGCCUGUUCCUACUCGUGUCUACACUCCAAAAGUUCCCUACCCAGUCCCUGCUAAGAAAUUACGCAAAAAUUGCGAAGAGAUGAAGUGCAAGAAGAUGCUAGACGAGUUGAAUGUUAAGUUAUCUCUCAUGGACGUAAUUCAGAUGAUUCCUUCAACGCGCAGUCUUGUGAAGGAGCUGAUCUCUGGGAAGACCCCUGUAGACAGCGACAUCAUGAUGGUCUCGAAAGAAUGCAGCGCAGUCUUUCAAAACAGAACAGUCAGAAAAUUGGAAGAUCCUGGAAAAUUUGUCCUCUCGGUUCAGAUUGAAAAAACAAUCUUCGCUUGUUCUUUAUGUGAUCUAAGUUCCAGUGUGAAUCUCAUGCCCUACUCAAAUGCAAAACGCAUGGGACUAACCAAUUUUAAGCCAAUCAGAAUUUCAUUGGUGUUCGCAGACAGAUCAGUCAAGUUGCCAGUAGGUGUUCUCGAAGACCUGCAAGUUCAAAUUGGUAACACCACUGUUCCAGCGGAUUUCGUGGUUCUGGAGGUCGAAGAUGAACCGAAAGACCCUCUCAUUCUAGGCCGACAUUUCCUAUGCACAGCUGGUGCAAUCAUUGAUGUGCGCAAUGGGAGAAUCGAUCUCCAACUAGGAGAUAUUGUGAUGAAGUUUGAGAUGGACGAACUGCUCAAACGACCUAUGCUAGAUGGUCAAAACUUCACGAUUGACGACGAGAACGCCGCCUUGACCCCUCAACAAGGGAUGAUUGAAGAAAUCCUAGCGGAUGAUUCUUUGGAAGUAGCUCUAAUAAGAGCAGAGUCUGAGCAGGACACGUGA
This is a messenger RNA of Brassica napus (rape), 2253 nucleotides long. RefSeq lists its product as uncharacterized. The transcript is spliced from 2 exons. Lineage: Eukaryota; Viridiplantae; Streptophyta; Magnoliopsida; Brassicales; Brassicaceae. The record is from RefSeq and is a predicted model, not a curated record. Bases 1 to 2253 code for a protein of 750 amino acids.